AUGCUCUUCAAUUCAUUUUUGCGUAGCGUCUCAAAGUCGGCAUGUUUAAACAAAUCGUCAUCAAUAUAUUUUAAUAACAUUGCCCGUUCAUUCCAUUCUUCCAUAACACAAUGUAUUGAAACAAACUUUAUUAGUGAAAAACCAACAUUGAUGAAAGAAGAUUUUAAAUUAUCAGACCUCGAUAAAAAACCAAAUGUUACUUCAAGAGAAAGAAGGAGAAGAAGAAUUAUUUCUAUUGAAAAGAACAAGAGAGAACAAACCGGAGCUACCAGUCUCACUGAUGAAAUUUAUAACAAGAGACCAAUCAUAGAAUUUCCAAAUCGUUACUUUGCUCUCUACAUUCCUUCUGUAGUUAACAAGACAUCAAAAGUUGUUUUCCAUGUUCCUAUGGAUUAUACAAAGCCCGAAAUUAAGGAAUAUUUAGAAACAUAUUACGGUCUUAAAAUUAAAGAUGUAACUACAAUGAUCACUCAAGGAAGACUUAAACGUAGUAGAAAAGUUAGAGGUGUCAUGGAAAAGGAGCCAGAUUUCAAGAAGGCUACUGUAACUUUAUAUGAACCAGUAGAUUUGGGAUUCAGUGAUGAAUUGAAGAUUGAAUUGGCAAGAAACUAUGAUAAGCGUUUGAAUGCCAAACUCAAACAAGCCAGAGAAGCUGCCGAAAAGAUGAAGUCUGAAUCUGGAGUCAAUAACGAAAAUGAGGCCUCUGAAGAAGAGCAAAUGAAACAAAUGGAAGAAGCUCACAAACAAAUGGAAGAAGCCAAAGCCAGAGCAAGACAAAAUAAGGAUCAAGCCGCUGAAGCUGUUGAAGUGAAGGAUAAAUAA
Molecule: messenger RNA, 822 nt
Organism: Naegleria gruberi
Lineage: Eukaryota; Heterolobosea; Eutetramitea; Acrasida; Naegleriidae
Exons: 1
Coding region: 1-822 (273 amino acids)
Biological process (GO): mitochondrial translation
Cellular component (GO): mitochondrial large ribosomal subunit; ribosome
Molecular function (GO): structural constituent of ribosome
Source: RefSeq, a predicted model, not a curated record